ACGAUUGACUCAAAACGUCGUGGAAUGCCAUUCUACGAUCAUUCAACAUACUCAGUAGCACAAGUUCUUCCAGGUGAGGAGAGAGAGGAAUCGAUUGUCCCUAAGUAUCUCUAUGAUCGAGCGUUCCAUGCCCAUUUCAAGGGCCAUAUGUUUCCUGAUGCCAUUCAACCAGAACCCCUUCCCUUGUAUCUAUUCCUUGUAGUUUCAAUGAUUAUUACACAGCGUGCUGUGAGUCGGAGCGUUCUCAAGGUAGGCUUUGAACCCUCCAUCUAUGAUAGCAAAAUUGAAGUGCGAAGCAGGAAGCUGAUCUUGUAUCUGGGUUCCGAUUUAAAGCUAAUAGAGAAACUCAACCGACCGCUAAUUACCUUGAGAAAUCUCGAUGAUCCAACACGCCCACCCAGACAAAUUACUCCAACUGGACGAAAGAAAAAAGUUCUUUCCUUGAAGCCUUCAACACAUUACCGUCUUACAGUGUCCGAGAAAGAUCCAUCAAAAAGAAAAGGUGAGAUCUCCAGAGAAUAUCGAUUCCGAUCGCCAUCUGAUAGACCGAGCAAGCUCCAAAAAGUCGAAAUGCACAAGAUAAGUCCAAAUGAAGUAAUCUUGAAUUGGCUGCCACCAGUACAGACGAAUGGACGAAUUCAAGGUUACAUGGUGAUGUACACUUUCGAUAAUCUCUUUUGGGCAAUUAAAAACACACUGGAUCUUCAAUUCAACAUUGUAUUUGAAGAAACCGUCAAGAAGAUAACAGCCCUCGUAGCGGCAUAUACUGGACCCAACGAAGGCGAUUCGCAAGGUGGAGGAAUGGGCAAAAUCAGCCAAAUUACAUUGGCCUUAAACGGUGCAGGCAGUUGA
This is a messenger RNA of Rodentolepis nana, 852 nucleotides long. The record is from the annotation of a GenBank genome assembly. NCBI's taxonomy places the organism in Eukaryota, Metazoa, Platyhelminthes, Cestoda, Cyclophyllidea, Hymenolepididae.